CCCGGUCGACGUCUCCUCGUGAUAUGUACCACGUCGAUGCGAGGCACUGUAUCUCGGAAAAGAGCUCUAAGUCGUCGUCGCCGUCGUUUGCCGAGUUGCGAGCGCGUCACCGAGACGAUCCGCGUUUUUCACCUGAGAUUAGCCGCGGGGAACUUUGCCAAAGUUUCGCGAUCGUGACGACGCGAUCGCGCUGAUCAUGAUGAUUUUGGCGCGUGCAAUGUCUGAAAAGUUCACUACAUUCGCACGGGAACUGUCCUCCGAAGCGGAGUUUUUCAAUUAAAUGACCAUCAUCGCGUCGCCUCAGAAUUACAACCGCGUCCGCGAAGACGUCGCGCCUCAGACUGCAGGGACUCACGAUCGAAAACACACGUGGUAGCGUUAGUUAGAUUCAACUUGCUGAGAAUUGAAGUAUGUUCACGCUGAAUAUCGAUGGUAUCAAAGUGACGAUGAAGAAUUCGAGUUAUCAGUUUGUUCGGCAAGAAUGAUGCGUCAAAAACUUUCGCGCGAUUUAAUCUUCCGUUUUAACCACAAAAUUCGAGACUCGAGGCAAACAUUCUUCGAGCCUCGGAUUCCUGAUCAAACGAGAAAUGGAAGAGACGGAAGAAAGGGAGCUACGACGACGACGACGAAGACGGCGACGACGAUGAUGAUGAUGAUGAGGACGAGGACGAGACACCGUGUGACACCUUAAAGUCAGAGAAAGGGAAAUCCGGAUAAUGGCAGCCUCUCGCAUGGAGUCUGAAGUUGGCGAGUGCCGAGUGAUGUCUGCGACAGCUGCGGAAUUAUCGAGAUCUCCGAACGAAGCUCGCGAAGUCGUCCAAUCGUGGACCGAGCAUAAUCACCGCGCCGAUUACGCUGAUGAGCCUCUCAACCGGUCAAGGAUUCGCGAUUGUGAUUGUCCAUCGAAGUAUUCGGAUAAUGGCCACGACUCCAUCAACCAUGAUAUGCAAGACGGCGAGCAGCGCUCGCAGCAGGAAGAGGAGUUAUUUCCCGAGGAGGGAAUUCGCAUAGCUGAUAGGACGUCGAACCUCAACGGGGAUACAAGUCGCGAUAAAGCGAACGGCGAUGUCGGCAACGAUACCGUCAGCGAGAGUGAAAUACUUGCGAGCGACGAGGGUCUCGGUGACCCGAAAGGUAAGCUUGAAGCUAUCCGCGCGUCUUCGCCAAGCAUCGAGGUCGAAAGAAAGCGAAAACUGCCUAAUAAUUGUAAUCGUGCGAGAAAAGUCAGCUACGAGAAUGAAAAGCACGUCGACCAUGAGAAGCACGCUAUUCGCGGAAUAAAAAUCGCGACGUCGUCGACGAACAAACGCAUGAACAACGCAUUCGAAUCGGCUCACUCCUCCCACGGUACCGAUAAAAUGAUCGGCGAGCGCGAGCACAGCCGGAAUAUCGAAAGUCAUAAAGAUGGCUCCGACAAGGACAAGGCAGGUCUGCCGAUGGAAAUCAGUUCCCCGCGAAGACGCGCGUAUCCUCACGGGGACGAUGUCGUCGUAUCCGCCGUCACGCCGAGCGCAGACUCACCUCGAGCUGGUGAUCUCUGGUGCGAAGCAGUGACUCGUAAGGUCGUUCACUCCGCCGAAGACAGAAGCCGCGCGCGAUCGCCCGGAAAAACGCGACGUUUCGCGGCCGCGAAGAAUGCCGUCGUGGAACGACGGGAGCCGGGAGACGAUCGCGGGACGACGGAUGUCGUCGUCGUCGCCACCGCCACCGCCGCCGCCGUCGCCAAGGAGAAGCGGCAGAGUAAUGCGGAAAAGUGCGAGAAUUGCGGGGAACUGCAUUUCUCCUACAGCCGAUACUCCCAUGUAUGGAAGUAUACCGGCUACGUGAAUCGCGAAGCAAACGCAGUCUCCGACGAGGGGCAACGUGGCGACGUGGCCCUCAAGAUCGCCACCGAUCGAGCAAUCGACUCGAGGCUGCCAGAGACGCCGGUCACCACCGCCGCCGCGGUUCUUUAUCGCAGCCGAUCGUUGCCGCGAUUGUCGGUCCACGAUAGUGGAGUCGCCUGCAGCGAUCAUGCACCGGCACCAGGACAAACGAACGCCGCGUCCCGCCAAUUGGUCGCGGAACUCAGGCAAUUGCUCACGCUGAAACAACACUACUACCCGGAGGGUGGCUGGGGCUGGGUGGUCCUCCUCGUGGGCUUGCUCGUGCAAAUUCUGUCGCACGGCGCGCACGGGGCAGUCGGGGUCUUUCUUCAGCAAGUGGCGGCCAAGUUCGGCCCCCACGUGCACCUGCAGGCAGGAUGGCUGGGGGCAAUGUCGACGGGUGUCGCCUUACUGGUGUCGCCGGUGACGAUAGCGUUCUGCCGAAGAAAAAGCACCAGAGUCACGGCGGUUUUGGGCGGCCUCGUCACCGCGCUCGGCUGCCUCUUCACUUCCUUCGCCUCGCAAUUUCAUCAAUUGUUCUUUAGCUACGGUACCGUGGUCGGGAUAGGGGUUGGAAUGACGAGGGACUGCAGCACGUUGAUGGUAGCCCAAUAUUUCAAGAGGAAGAGGGAGCUCGUUGAAAUCUUCAUCGUGUCGGGCAGCGGCUUAGGCAUAGCGGUUAUGUCCGCCUUUAUAAAGGGAGCGAUUAGUAAAAUCGGAUGGCGACUCGGUCUUCAAGCUGUCACGGGGGUGGUUUUCCUCACCUUCAUCCUCGGCACUUUUUACCGCAGCGCCUCGUUGUAUCAUCCCCAACGGCGGGCAAUUUUGCACUUAAAGAAUCAGAAACGCAAGAUAAAGGAUAAAAACAAGACCGACGAUAGACCGCCGUUUUUCGACUUCAGCACUCUAAAGAGCAAAACAGUGAGGAUCUUAUUGGUGUCUACCGGGAUCUCGGCGUUCGGGAUAAACACACCGAUAUUUUAUCUGGCGCAUCAAGCCGAGGAGGAGGGUCUCGGUGACACGGUUGUCCUACUACAAGCUUAUCUCGGGCUAGCUUGGACUCUCGGCUGCGUCGCAUUUGGACUUUUGGUCGUUCAUCGCAGCGUCGAAUGCAGGAUAGCCCGCCAAUAUCUCACGCAAGCCGCUGUCUUCGUAUGCGGACUCUGCAUUCUCGCUCUCACCGCAGUUCAAGGAAAUUAUCACGGAUACGUGAUGUUUGCGUGGAUUUACGGCAUCUUCUGUGGCGGCUAUCAUUACAGCUUGAAAAUGUACACGUACGAGAGGGUGAGGGCCCGGAACUUCGCUAGAACAUGGGGUUUCGUUCAAUGUUCCCAAGCGAUACCGAUCGCAAUCGGGGUGCCGAUAUCAGGAUAUAUAAACGUUGGUUGUGGUGGCAAGGCCGGAUACUACUUCAGCUCGACGUGUGUCUUAGUCGGUAGUUUCACUCUCUUCUUCAUCGAUUUGCAUAGAAGAAAUUUGUCCAAGCAUAAGCACACCAGAGCGAACGGUACGAAGCACCUGUGCGCCUCAGACAACUGUCCUCAACGACGACGAGCGUCGUUCAGUCAGGAGCCCGAGAACGAAGGGCCUCACGUAGCCGCCGCUGGAGCGGCUGGAGCGACGGCAGCAGCCCUUGUUCUAGGUGCCGACAUCGCUCCGGCACAAGGUGAGGCGAUAGACGUCCUAGGGACCGACAAACCAGAACUCACUUGCAUCUCGGAAGAGGGUAUCGCCGACAUGGAUUUACCCGACAAUCUGUUUGAAGAUCUCGAGUAUGUGGGCGACUGUAUAACCUCGUGCAACAAGGUCGAAAACUACCUCAUGCUCUCGGAAUUCGAGAACAACCUGAUCGCCGAGAUGCCGAUGAUUAUGGAUCGCCGCGGACGCAGAUGGUCCUUGGCGCGUUCCAAAACCGGUCAACCGCUCGCCAACUGCGCCCAGACGAGCAGCGCGCAGUCGACGAACGACGAGGAAGAGAUCAAGUCGAAGUGGCGUCUCACGAACGUCGCGCCGUCAAACGCAAAUAGCAGAAUGAUUACCGUCAUCGACGAGGCUAGCACCUAAUCUCGAACACGAACGAGGCGGUGUCGUUAAUCCUAAACUUGACAAGAUUCAGGAAGUAAAUCUCGGAUAAUAUAAUGACAGGUGUGAGAGAAAUAGAAAUGGAAUUUUUCAAAAACAAGAGAAAAAGAAAGGAAAAUAUAAAAAACAUAAAAAAUAUAAAAACAUAAAACUUUCAACGUAUUUUUAACAAAAUUUUUCUCGAAUGCAUUGUUUAUACAAAGCAAAAACUAAAAAAAUAUGAUAAUAAAAUAAAAAAAAAGAAAUAUAUACACGUGUAAUUCACACACGAAUAUUAAAAAUUUAUAAACAUAUUUUAAUAGUAAAGAAAGUUAAAUGUCUAAAUGAUAAAGAGCAAAAUUGUAUCUUACGAAUACAAGUUACCAAGUGUAGGGUUAAAAAAAAAACCCGCGAGACCUACUUUCUCGUUUAUUACGAAGAAUAGUGUUAAAUGUUUUUGUCUACGUUAAAAAUCGAUAAAACACAGAUAACCGUAACAUAAAAAUUUUUCGGGUCAAGACUUUUUAAUCUUGUAAUUUUAAUUUUAUAAAAGAGGAAUUAGGACAAAAGUAUGAAGAAAGUCACGAGAUAUGAGAAAUACUGACUGAGUUACUCCAUUAUAAUCUGUCAAUAUUUCAUAAAUAGAUUGUUAUAUCCCUCUCUGUCGACUUAAGUACUCGCAGAAAUUAAGUUAGUCAUAGUCAGUGGAUACAGUGACACGAUACCCUGGACAUAGUGUAGGUCAGUUCCUUGAGAAUGUAAUGAGACAAGUGAGACGCGAUCACUCUACUCGCGAUGCAAUUAAGGACAAUAACGUCGGCUUUCGACGAGAGGAACCACGGAAAUGCUCCGUCCACACAAAAUCAACCUUGACUCGCGUCGGCGUAUCGCUUUGUGUAAGCUUCUUGCUAAUUUACUGUCCGAAUUAUAAAGUAACUCAUCGUUACCAUAUAGUUAACUCGCAAAUGGCAUUGCAACUUACGCCUUAAGAUACUUGAGAAAAUAAAUUUUGAAAAAGAAAUCCCGUGGGGGUUACGUGAACGAAAUGGUAAGCUCAGACACUUGGUACAAAUGUUGCGAUUUACGCGAAGAUUAUUGAGCGACUAAUAAAGUCGUAGCAAAAGUAACAUUGUAGCAAAACGGCAAACUAUACCUAUUGAAUUAAAGAGAAUGCAACAGAGACACAUUUUAUCAAAAACUUUUCAUUUGAACUGAUUUUUAUGAAUGUCCAAAAUGUCAAUGUAUGUUUUGCUACGACUGAAAAUAAGAACUGGCAGUGGAAAGAUAAAAAGUAACGCUUGUACGUAGACACGCUAGCUUAAGAUUCGAAAACUAGUCCGAUCGCGAUUUAGAGGCGGCAGUACGUCGUGAAAACACGACCAUAUAUACGUAUAUAUAUUGUCUAUAACGAUUUUUCGGAACUCGGUCUACGAAAAGGCGCAGCGAUCGACUCCACGUUAAUAAUACGUAAUAUAAACUAUUUAUUUGCUCCGUUUUUUAUCGUACUAUUUAUAUUUGAGUGUAAAUACUCCAUACUGCUGCCGUGUAUAUAUACUCACGCAAAGGUACACCACCGUCGGCGUAGAUUGUUCUAAUGUUAAUAACGUUAAUAACAUUAAUCGCGUCUUUCACAACUUAACGUUGCAAGAUGAUCUAUAUCCGGAUAAAUUAUACCUUUCUUAAAACAAUAUUGCCUCAUAAAAAUAAUCGACACUCAAAAUAUAUUAUUGUGUGCGUGUGUAUAUGUGUGUAUGUAAGGCGUGCAUUCUUUUAUAAUUAUUUAUACAAUUAAUAUACAAAAAUUGAAGAAAGAUACUAAAGAAAACUGCCAUUUAAAGUACUCGAAACUCACGCGAAAAGAAAAUCGCAUAUCCAAUUUGGAUAAUAAUUUUUUUUCAGAAAACUCUCCUCUCUAAAAUGUAAUUAUAUUAUUAUAUUUUAAAAUAUGUAAUAGAAAGAAGAAAAUUAAUCCACCGUUUACCAAUUUCUUUCCUAGUGUGUGUCGAAUCGCUAAAUAUACCAUAGAGACAAAAACUGCCGAAUAUAUUGUAUUGUCGUAAUGUUAUUGAUAUAAAAACGUGAUUCAAAUACAUGAA
Molecule: messenger RNA, 6022 nt
Organism: Odontomachus brunneus
Lineage: Eukaryota; Metazoa; Arthropoda; Insecta; Hymenoptera; Formicidae
Product: monocarboxylate transporter 2-like
Exons: 9
Coding region: 717-3929 (1070 amino acids)
Biological process (GO): transmembrane transport
Molecular function (GO): monocarboxylic acid transmembrane transporter activity
Source: RefSeq, a predicted model, not a curated record